This is a messenger RNA of Neoarthrinium moseri, 2403 nucleotides long. RefSeq lists its product as uncharacterized. Gene Ontology annotation, molecular function: Glc3Man9GlcNAc2 oligosaccharide glucosidase activity. Gene Ontology annotation, cellular component: endoplasmic reticulum membrane. Gene Ontology annotation, biological process: protein N-linked glycosylation; oligosaccharide metabolic process. Lineage: Eukaryota; Fungi; Ascomycota; Sordariomycetes; Amphisphaeriales; Apiosporaceae. The transcript is spliced from 5 exons. Bases 1 to 2403 code for a protein of 800 amino acids. The record is from RefSeq and is a predicted model, not a curated record.
AUGACUUUCUUCACAGCAUGGUGGAGGCUGACAUUGGGCAUCCUGAUUGUAACAGUGACGGUGCACGCGACCGUUCAAGAUGCCGGUGGUCACUCGUUGCGGACCACAAAGUCAGCGACGACAGGCUCGACAUGGGGGCCCUAUCGGCCGAAUCUAUACUUCGGGGUCCGCCCACAGCUCCCCGAGACGCUCCUGUUCGGGCUGAUGUGGGCGAGCGGCGAUAGUCGCGAUGGCAUGCUACGCACCCUGCGCGACACAUGCGAGCAGGACGACGGCAUGCAGGGCUACGGGUGGACCAGCUACGACCCGCGCGCGGGCGGGAGCCAGACGAUCCACGACGCCGCGCUGCGCGUGGACCUGAAGGUCGACUUUUACAAGUCCCAAGACGGCUUGAGCUGGACGGCCCGGGUCACGGGGACCCCGAGGGCGGGCGCGCCGGCCGACCUCAAGACGGCGGUGGUUUUCCAUGCCGCGAUGGAGCGCGCCGAGAGCCCCACGAGCGAGAGGAGCUUGCGCUGCGUCCGCCACUUGCGGCAUCGGGAUGAUAUCCGGUGUAUGGCGUUGCUGCCGGAGCUGGACCCCGUAGGCCUCUAUAUAACGAGGGGCACGGAUAAUAAGGUGGUCGAGGGGCCGUCCGUGAUGAGCUUGAACGUGACGGAGGACCAGAUCUGGCAGGCUAAAGACCACAUGGUUGAUCUCAUGGACGGGCACUCAAGUGCCGCGUUCUCAACGCGUGUGGAUGCUGUCUUUCCCAGGGCAGCGCCCUUCGAGGACCAAAAGUACGCCGGGCUCACGCAGUCGCUGUUGGCGAACCUCCUAGGCGGCAUGGGAUACUUCCACGGCGAUCAACUGAUCGACUACUCGCAUGCGCCCGAGUACGAGGAGACGGACCUCAGAUUCUGGGAGAAGGCUGCAGAUGCCAUGGCGCACGCUCCAGUCACCAUCAAACCCAAUGUGUCUCUCCUCUCCUUCGUCCCCUCGAGACCCUUCUUUCCUCGUGGUUUCCUGUGGGACGAAGGCUUUCAUCUGCUCCCUGUGAUUGAGUGGGACCUCAACCUAGCUGUUGAAGUCCUCAAGAGUUGGCUUAGUCUUAUGGACGAUGAUGGCUGGAUUGCACGCGAGCAAAUCCUGGGACCAGAAGCACGAAGUAAAGUGCCCAAAGAGUUUCAGACACAAUAUCCACACCAUGCCAAUCCUCCGACUCUCUUGAUGUUGGUUUCUGUAAUCAUCUCCAAGCUUACUCAUGCAACGCCUUACAACGGCGACUCAUCCGACUCGAUCACUUCAGCAGAAAAGGGCCAAGCGCUCGUAAAAGAGAUUUUCCCUCUGCUCUCCCGCCACCAUGAUUGGUUCCGCCGCACGCAAGCAGGCAACUUCACGGCGUACCCACGACCUAGUGGCGCCAAUGCCGAAGGGUAUCGCUGGAGAGGCCGCAACCCCGGCCACUGUCUUGGGAGUGGGCUGGAUGACUAUCCGCGGGCGGAGCCCCCUCACCCGGGCGAACUCCAUGUCGAUGCACUCGCAUGGAUUGGGGCUUCAGCAAAAGCCCUGCAGCAGGCGGCCGAGUACAUUGGCGAGGAUAGCAGUAUUUAUAAGGAACAACUGCAGGCGGUUCGUCAGAACCUCGAUACCCUCCACUGGGAUCCGGCCACGGAAACCUAUUGCGAUGCGACGAUUGGCCACGAUGGAAAAUAUAAGCACGUGUGCCAUACUGGUUAUGUAUCGCUAAUGCCGCUGCUGCUCGGGCACUUGGACGAAUCGCAUCCCCACCUGCCCGCCGUUCUUGACACCCUAUCGGACCCAGCCAAGCUCUGGUCGCCCCACGGCCUCCGGAGUCUAAGCGCCCAGGACGAGAACUACGGCAAAGACGAGGACUAUUGGCGCGGCGCCGUCUGGAUGAACAUCAACGUCCUCGCGGUCCUCGGCCUCCGGAACCUGGGCAACAGCACGACCGCGGGGGCCAGGGCCCAGUCGCUGGCCGCGCACCUGAGGAAGCGCGUCGUCGACACUGUGUACAGCAGCUGGGAGCAGACCGGCUUCGCCUGGGAGCAGUACAGCGACGGCACGGGAAAGGGGCAGAGGAGCCGGGCCUUCACGGGCUGGACGGCGGCUGUCCUGCUAUUGAUGGGUCUCGAGGACGCCACGGUUGUGUUCCCCGAUCCACUCGAGGGCAGCACCACGCAUUCGAGCGGCUGGACAGCCCCAGCCAUUGGAUUUGUGGGCCUGCUGGUUUUGCUUGUGCUGUUCAGACACAGAAUAAUGGGACUCUGCAGUCGCGUUGCGAUAGUCUGGCGGCAGUCUCGGUCUCACAGGUAUCAUCAAGGGGACGAGGGGAGGGCCCUGAACGAGGCGAUCGACUUGGAUGACUUGUAUGAGUCUGACACUGAUACGGCGGAUAGAUAA